This is a messenger RNA of Elaeis guineensis (African oil palm), 1928 nucleotides long. The record is from RefSeq and is a predicted model, not a curated record. Lineage: Eukaryota; Viridiplantae; Streptophyta; Magnoliopsida; Arecales; Arecaceae.
CCCAAAUCCUCGACUCCUUCCCCGCUUUCCCUGUCUCUCUGUGGGACGGUUGCAGUCUUUCUAGCUAAUAAUGGCGUUGCUCGGAAGCAAUCCCUCAAGAAAACUCUACGAAAUCCCUUCCUUUCCUCCUUCCAAGGUACUAAAGUUGGUGAUUUUAUGGAUGGUGGUGGCGGGACUUAUGAGGGCGGCGGAGUGCACGAGGCUAAGGCACCACGGCCACCACCGCCGGAGGCCCGGCGGAGGCUUGCCCGCGGGGGCGGCGGCGGCGGGUGCCUUCGGCUGCCGAGCCUACAAGGCGAGCCUGACGGAUUUCGGGGCGGUGGGUGACGGGACCACCUCCAACACCCACGCCUUCGCCGCGGCCGUCGCCAACCUCAGCCUCUACGCCGCCCACGGCGGGGCGAUGCUCUUCGUGCCCCCCGGCAAAUGGCUCACUGGUCCUUUCAAUCUCACCAGCCACUUCACCCUCUUCCUCCACCGCGACGCCGAAAUCCUGGCCUCCCAGGACAUUGAUGAAUGGCCAAUUAUUGAUCCCUUGCCCUCUUAUGGGAGAGGAAGGGACUUACCUGGUGGAAGAUACAGCAACUUCAUCAUGGGAUCUAACCUCACUGAUGUGAUCAUCACAGGGGAUAAUGGAACAAUCAAUGGGCAGGGGAAAGUCUGGUGGGAUAAGUUUCAUGAUAACAAGCUGGAGUACACUCGUGGUUACUUCGUUGAAAUAAUGUACUCAGACCACAUCCUUAUUUCCAACCUUAUAUUCAAAGAUGCUCCUGCAUGGAACCUUCAUCCGGUUUACAGCAGCAAUGUUCUUGUGUUAAAUGUGACAAUUCUUGCACCGGUUACCUCUCCAAACACCGAUGGAAUUGAUCCAGACUCCAGCUCCAACGUCCUCAUCGAGGACUGCUUCAUAGUCUCUGGUGAUGAUUGCAUCGCCAUCAAAAGUGGUUGGGAUGAGUAUGGAAUUGCCUUCAACAUGCCAACCCGACAUGUAAUUAUUAGAAGGCUCACCUGCAUUUCCCCCACCAGUGCCACCAUUGCCCUUGGAAGCGAGAUGUCUGGUGGUAUCGAAGACGUCAGGGCUGAAGAUAUCAUGGCCAUCAACACAGAAUCUGGGGUCAGAAUCAAGACGGCCAUUGGUAGGGGAGGAUAUGUUAAGGAUAUUUUUGUGAGAAGAAUGACCUUGAACACCAUGAAGUAUGUUUUUUGGAUGGCUGGAAAUUAUGGGCAGCACCCUGAUGACAAGUAUGACCCCAACGCAAUCCCAAUAAUCCACAAUAUCAAUUACAGAGAUGUGGUUGCCGAGGAUGUCACCAUAGCUGGAAAGUUGGAGGGACUUCCUAAGGCACCCUUCACUGGGAUAUGCUUGUCUAAUGUGACUGUGGAUGUUGUGAAGUCGAAGAAGCUGAAGUGGAACUGCACCGAUGUUGAGGGGGUCUCAAGUGCUGUGAUGCCUACUCCUUGCGACUCACUCCGAGAUCUAGGAGCUGAUGAUGCUCCAUGCCCUUUCCCAACAGGUUCUUUACCCAUAGAAACUGUUGCAUUCCAGGAAUGUCAAUACGGAAGAGUUAAACUGUGAGUGUUGGUGUGAGCUUUGUUUUAUUUUCCUUGGAGUCAUUCCUCAUGACCGAUGUCUGCAAGGAGAAGAGCUCUUAUGUGCUUCUGUCUCUUGAUAAUUGGAGGUUCGAUGAGGAAAACUAGUGUUGCAAUAAGUCAUUUGUUUCUCCUAGGUAUUGGAGUUUUUUCCUUUUUAAAGUAUAUUAUGUCAUGUGAGUGCAUGUAUGUGAAGCUGGACCUAAAUUUGUGACCAACAAGUGGUAGUUUAAUGGCUACAGGGGCUACUGCAAGUGAUUCUAAACCUUUUACUUCAUUAUGUAAAUUAAACUUUAUCAUCUGAAAGUUUAUAUAUAUAUAUAUCUGGAAUUUGUAUC